UGUGGCACUUCAGAAUUUGUAAACUUCCGGUUCAAAAUGUCAAGUUUGCAAGGCAAAAAAAGCAGCAAUUUAGACAAGCCAUUAAGUAAAGGAAAGGCCGAGAUAAAUGUGGCCACAUUUGCCCUGCUGUUUUCUGAAAUAGUCCAGUAUUGUCAGAAUAGAGUUUAUACAGUUCCUGAACUUCAAAACAAAUUGUCAGAUCUAGGACAGCAUGUUGGAUCUCACCUCCUGGACAUCAUGUUUGUCAGGGACAGGGGGUUCAAACGGGAAACAAAGCACCUUAAUAUGUUGCUGUUUAUCAAAGGAACAUUUUGGAGGACAUUAUUUGGCAAGGAUGCUGACAAACUUGAACAAGCAAACGAAGAUGUAAGAACUUAUUACAUUAUAGAAAAGGAGUCACUUGUCAACAAAUUUAUAUCUGUUCCAAAAGAUAGAGGCAGUCUGAACUGUGCUGCCUUUACAGCUGGUAUCAUUGAAGCAGUAUUAAAUGGAGCAAACUUUCCGGCCAAGGUUACAGCCCACUAUCACAAGGGGACUACUUUCAUGAUCAAAUUUGAUGAAUCUGUGAUUGCCAGAGAUAAACCAGUGGAAGGAAAAUAAAUGAGGAGCUUUUGUACCCACAAGUGCAAUUGCUGAAGUUGAAAACUUCUUGAGACACACAAACUAUUUCUUAUUGUUUCAACAUAUUUGGAUUUCAAGUACAAGAUUGUGUAACAUGAAACAAUUUUUCACAAAUAUUCAGUAAUACUGUAUUAAAAGUUGUGGAACGGACAAUUCAUGUGAAUAUUAUUGUUCAGAUAUAAAUGUAUAAUAUAUAACUUGCUUAUGUUUUAAAGGAACUUGACUAUUUUUGUUUACUAGCAUAAGUAUUUUGAAAAAUAAUUUGAAAGCCACAUUAUUAGCAUAUGCCUGUUCAAAGUGACCUACUUGUUUUAUUGAAAAAUACUGGACAAUGUACAUGAAACAUUAAAUAGAGGCAAUAAUUGUAUUUAUACAUAUAUCACUGUAAUUGUGUCUUGGAAAUCAGGAAAAAUAAACAGCACACAUAUCUGUGUAUAGAAACCUU
Molecule: messenger RNA, 1066 nt
Organism: Mya arenaria
Lineage: Eukaryota; Metazoa; Mollusca; Bivalvia; Myida; Myidae
Product: trafficking protein particle complex subunit 5-like
Exons: 7
Coding region: 37-600 (187 amino acids)
Biological process (GO): endoplasmic reticulum to Golgi vesicle-mediated transport
Cellular component (GO): TRAPPIII protein complex; TRAPPII protein complex; TRAPPI protein complex
Source: RefSeq, a predicted model, not a curated record